AUGGGAGUACAAGAUGCAUGAAGAAGAAGAGAAGAAGGAAAGAAGUGUCCUAGUUGUGGAAUUUACAAAGAAGCAUCAUCAUCAACAUCAUCAUCAUCUCUUUUUUCUUUUGAACCUUUGUAAGUGUCAAAGGCUCAACCUUUAUUGCAUUAUACAUCUAGAUCCAAAAUUUUGUAUUAUUUCUUCAUGA
Molecule: messenger RNA, 190 nt
Organism: Lactuca saligna
Lineage: Eukaryota; Viridiplantae; Streptophyta; Magnoliopsida; Asterales; Asteraceae
Source: the annotation of a GenBank genome assembly